UGCGGUUGUCGGCGGUCGACCCCAGCAGAUGUCUCCAUAGUAGCUGCACAGGCCGCUAAAGUCGCUAAACAAGCGAGGAAUGUGUUUAUAGCGAUGCUAAAAAGUGCCUAGUGCUUGUGAUUUUGAUUAAUUAGCCGACAACAGUGCGGAGAGCGGCAACGUCGCUGUUGGUGGCCAGAAGUAGUGGUCUACGCGCAUAUUUAUCAAGGAAAUAAAAGAGAAAAAUUGAUAAAAACUAGAGUAAUUGCGUUUGGCGUGCGAUGAACAGCUAGAAAUGGACAUGGAGCUGCCUUACAAAGAAGGUUUCUUGCUCGUGCCCUUUAUCUCGGCUCUUUUAAAGAAGAAAACCUGGCAAAAGAGGUAUUGCAAGCUUUUCAAAGGAACGAAACAUGGACUGCAGAGGGUGGAAAUUUUCGAAACGGAGGGAGAAUCGUGGAAAAACAACAUAAUCAAAUUUCUCACCCUCGACAACUGCAUAAAAAUCUCUCCUACGCCGCUAAAAAACCAAUCCCUCACCUUCACAAUCUUCGCAAGAGGGUUCACGCAAGAAUUCGCCACCCUCAGCGAGACAGAUCUCUUUGAUUGGGUCUCGUGCUUUCAAACAGCGGCGUUCGACAAGGGAGACGAAAACGACAGGCCUUUAUUUACUUCAAAUUCCUUUUCUCACGACGACUACGAGGAAAACAACGACCUGUACUGCUCAGCGAAUGAAGGUGUUUUCACGGUGCAGGUGAUGCCCACGCCGGCAUCGGUCCGGUGCAACCUGUCGGAGGCGCACUACACGCUGGUGGUGAACCGGACGGCGUUGCAACUGCGCUCGGCGCUGCCCAACGAGCGGCUGCUCUACACGUGGCCAUUCAUGUACAUCCGGCGGUACGGCUCGAAGAACGGCGUGCUGUCGUUUGACGCCGGCCGCAAGUGCGACUCUGGCGAGGGGAGCUUCCAGUUCAAGACUGACCCGCAGAAGAACGUUUUCCAAUGCAUUUCCAGCACGAUGAAGAACUGGCGCGUCAUGGCCAAGCAGGAGGACAGCCAGCUCCAGCUGUCCGCCACGCCGGUCAACAUUGCCAGCAGUCAGUUCCAGGCUGCGAUGAAUAUGGAGCCAGGCUCGCGGACGCCGUUGCCGCCGUCUCCGACGUCUGCCACAAAUUCACUAAUAAUGAACGAACUGUCAAUGAGCUGCGCCUUCGAGAACAGCGUCAAGAACAAAGGGGUGCCGUCGAAGCCGCCGCGCAAGGUGCCGUCGAUCACGAUCGAGCCGAAGCAGUACGACGAAGUGGAGCACAUCAACAACGCGUGGAAGACGCUCGGCGUCGACGAAUUCACGCACACGGAGAACUACUCGCAGGACAAGGUCGAGUUGGGCGUGAAGCGCGUCGGCCCGUUCAAGGAGGAGCCGACCGUGAUCACGCAGAGGAAGUUCAUCAACCAGCACUCGGUCGAGUCCAUGGAGAACUACGACACCCUCCAGCACUUUGCCGCGCCCUCCGCCAAUCUCAAGUACACUGACGACUCUGCCAUUUAUUCUCAAGUCAAUGAGGCGCCGCCACCACCCGUUCCUCCCGCGCCCAAGAAGCCGCCUCUGGAGCCAAUGUCGUGGAACGAGUACGACGUCGUCGGAAUCGACGCCCAGGAGCGGUUCCGAGUGGCGGACGACACGCACCAAGGCUACGGAUCCAUCCGCAAGGUCAGCCCUCAGCCGGAAGACUCGGUCUACGCUGAGGUUGUCAAGCCGAAGAAGCAGGUGUAAAAAGCCUAGUCACACGCACUAAAUCACUCAAUGGUUCCAUGUUGCUGCCCGCAAAUGACCAAUUUCUCUCCUGCAGACUGUCUAUUCUUUUUGCAUUUAACGCGGGCGGUUGUUCAUCGGUGAUCUUAUUUUAAUAAUUAAUGAUCUUUUACUGUAGGUUUACGUGCCUUUAAUAAUAAAAAUGUGUAAAUUAGACUGUCGUCCGAAUAGUCAGUAUGCGGCGAGUAACGGGAAAUUCUCGACUAUUUGGAUUUUUGUGUACUUAUAAUUGUUAAUAUGUACUUCAACUUUUGCAGAUCAAUUCCAAAAAAAAAAAAUUCUCAGUGGGAAUUAUCGGCUCAUUUGGAUUAUUUUAACCUUUUUGAUGCUGUGCGCCGUUGGCACCACUUAAUUUAAAAAUUCUAUUGAACGUCCUUGGUGUUUUUGGAGCCACCAUCGUUCAUAAUAUACCAUUUUUGGAUACUUGUACAUUUUUGCUACUGCUUGCAUUUUUGGCAGUAAAAAGAAUUAAUUAGACGCGGAGGAAAAAUAGAGUCGGUUCAAUCAAUCGCGGUAGAAACAAAAUCAAAAAUUUAUAUUUUAGGUGCGAUUGGGGCUGAACUUAAUUUGGUUUUCAGCACGUUAGUUGAAAACCUUGUACGCCAAGAAUUAAAUCCAAAAUAGUAAAGGGAUGGUGGAUCCAAACCGAACACUAGAGGAAUUCAAUUUUGGCGGGAAAAUCUCCCAUUUAAACUUUACUCGGUGGGAGAAACUGCUUCAAAAAUAAAAUAUUAAAUUAUUUGGUGGUGCCAUCAGUCGGCAGUUUCAGAAAUUAGGGAAGCCAUCCUCAAAUUUUGCAUUCCGUUUAUUGGAUGCAUUUUAAUUACCUGCUUUAACAUUCCACAACACACUUAAGCUUUAACCUUUUGUGCCAUCUUUUCUACCACGAAAUAUGAGCUUGAAAAUGCUGACAUGUUGGUCCAAGAAACGUGCUGUGUGUGAUCCCGCUUGUUUCACGGAUCAAUACCAUUAAUAUCUCUGUGCAAUAACAAACCAUUAUACAAUUUUCUGCCGUGUCAAUAAAAAAGUGCCGAGUGCAUUUUACCUACCUACCA
This is a messenger RNA of Cloeon dipterum, 2844 nucleotides long. It is a transcript of the gene Dok, whose product is annotated as docking protein homolog. The coding region runs from base 275 to 1750 and encodes 491 amino acids. The transcript is spliced from 7 exons. The record is from RefSeq and is a predicted model, not a curated record. Gene Ontology annotation, cellular component: cytoplasm. Gene Ontology annotation, biological process: positive regulation of MAPK cascade; Ras protein signal transduction; cell surface receptor protein tyrosine kinase signaling pathway. Lineage: Eukaryota; Metazoa; Arthropoda; Insecta; Ephemeroptera; Baetidae.